Epinephelus moara (kelp grouper) is the source of this 3722-nucleotide messenger RNA. RefSeq names its product harbinger transposase derived 1 (gene harbi1). The record is from RefSeq and is a predicted model, not a curated record. The coding region runs from base 63 to 1103 and encodes 346 amino acids. NCBI's taxonomy places the organism in Eukaryota, Metazoa, Chordata, Actinopteri, Perciformes, Serranidae. The transcript has 7 exons.
GUCACAGGUUGGUUGUUCCUGUCUUGUUUUUGUUGUCAAAUGCUGCAUGACUGCUUUAAAUCAUGGCGAUCCCUAUAGCCAUCUUGGACUGUGAUCUACUCCUACACGGUCGAGGCCACAAGACCCUGGACCGCUUUGACCUGGACUCUGUCCCAGAUGAUUUCCUCCUCACGCACUUCGGCUUCCCCAGAGAGUUUAUUCUGUAUCUGGUGGAGUUACUCAGAGAGGCUCUCUGCAGACGGACCCAGCGGUCCAGAGCCAUCAGCCCUGAGGUCCAGGUGCUGGCUGCUUUGGGAUUCUACACAUCUGGCUCGUUCCAGACAUCUAUGGGAGAUACUAUAGGGAUCAGCCAGGCGUCAAUGUCAAGAUGCGUGUCUAAUGUAACCAGAGCCCUUGUGGAGAAAGCUCCCCAGUUCAUCACGUUCAACAAAGAUACAGCCAGCUCAGAGCAGUCCCUCCAGCAGUUUCAGAGGGUGGCAGGAUUCCCAGGAGUUCUGGGGGUGCUGGACUGUGUUCAGGUCACCAUCAAAGCGCCAAACAGCGAAGACUCUUCAUAUGUAAACAGGAAGGGCUUUCACUCUGUGGGCUGUCAACUGGUUUGUGAUGCCAGAGGGUUGUUACUCAGCGCAGAAACACACUGGCCAGGCGGACUCAAAGACACUGAAGUUCUAGAGAGAUCUGCUCUCCGCAAACAUUUGCAGGACAUAGAGGAGGGCUGGCUGCUGGGUGACCGUCGUUAUCCUCUAAGGAAGUGGUUGAUGACUCCGGUUGACUGCCCAGAGUCCCCUGCUGAGUUUCAAUAUAAUCUGGCUCACAGUGCUACACAUGAGAUAGUGGACAGAACCUUCAGAGCCAUACAGACCAGAUUCAGAUGUUUGGACGGCACCAAAAGAUACUUACAGUAUUCUCCAGAAAGGAGUUCAUCCAUCCUGCUGGCCUGCUGUGUUCUCCACAACGCCUCCCUGCAGUCUGGAUUGGAUGCCUGGACUCUGGAGAGAACCGACCCUCUGGAGCAACCCGAGUGCCUCGAACAGAGACCCGAGGACCGCGACAUCCAGGCAGAGGACCUCCGAAAACAGCUCAUACUCAAACACUUCAGCUGAACUGCUGGUCGGGGUCAAAGGGGAUCAAGACUACAUUAAAACUGGGACCAGAGCAAACCAUCUUUUUUUUUUUAAAGUGGUUAGCAUUGCAACCCUCAACAGGAUAAGCAGUUACGGAAAAUGAAUGAAUGAAUGAAUGAAUGAAUGAAUGAACAAACCUGUACAAGUCAUAUUUAAAGCGAGAAAAUCCACAGACACAGUGUUGCUGAUGCAGUUUUUUAAUAUUUUGCUGGUUUCUACUCUACUGACUACACUAAGAUAACAUAGUUGUAUAUGGAGGAACAUGCAAGACGCUAUACAACAAACCAAGACAACAUUAUACCCAAACACAUUUCAAAUACGUAGGAAGUGCUUGAUUAUUCUGUCUCUAACAUAUCCACGAAGAGGUUUACAAUAAUCAAGCACUCCCUGGUGUUUAACAACCAUCUGAACUGUGUGCAGCUGCUGUGUUAUCAAGGUUUCUUUACAAGUUGAAAAAAAACUCACCCUCCCUUAUUUUUUAAUCCCUCCCCUCUUUACAUUGUCCUUCCCCUCAAAAAUUCUCUUUUUUUCCUUUCCAACUUAAUUCCACAGGUUAAAAUCUCGGAUUACUAUGUCACAAUACAAAAACAAGGCCCUUAUUUACAACAACUGCACAUUAGGUUGUCAUUAUUUAUGUACACUGGUGCAUUAAGACUGUUAACGGGUGAGAAUGACAGAAUGUUUGUGCAACGGGCUGCAGUCACGUGAUGUUUUUGUGUACACACAAGAUGACGGACACAAAAUGAAACAGAGAUGAAUAAGAAAAAAAACUGAGAAGAUGUGUUAAUUGUACUGAGUAUUUUAUAAGUAAGAGUUAUUUAUUUAAGGAUUUGGUCUGUUUUUAUAGCGUUUAAUUUAAAGGAAUACCAUGACAUUUAAUUGUUCAAUUUUUUUCUCACAUUGUCAGAAUAGUGGUGAAGAACUAAAGAUUUAUUAUAAAUGUCCCGGUGUUCCUUCAAAUUGUGGAGUAACGAAGCUAGUGGUGUUUUACUUCUUGGAAUGUUUUAGUCCCCUGAUUGGCUUCAUCAAUAUAUACACACUUUCUACAAACAGGAAUAAAUACAUCAUACACUGCUGUCGCACGAGCUCUUUUAGCAUCGAUGUUGCUGCUUGGUUUGAUGAAUUUAUGACAGAAAAAUAUCUACAUUAAGCAUUAUCGUCAAUGUUUUAAUUAUUUAAAAAUCCUCUGUGUCUUUUUAGGUCAAGAAACUUCAGCUUGACAGUAAUAAUUAGCUUUUUGAAGGUGUAAUUGUAUAAGUUAAUGGCAUUUUUAAAUCACGAGGGAACAAAAAAAGCCCCUCGCAGGUUUUCAUGCGACAGCAGUGGAACAUAAACACUGUAUUACAGUUAAAAGACACAAAUAGAUCAUGUCAAAGUUUUACACUCCAUAAAACGGCAUGUAAACUACACACCAUCAUGUAAAACUUCAUCAUCCUAAAUGCCAAAACACAACAUACAUUUCCUUUUUUUUUUCUUGCAUACAAUAAAUAUGCUCUUUUUUUGAUGCUCAGAAUAUAUUAUAAGUUGUAUUUUGGUGUUUUUUGUAAACAUUAUUUAUAAAAAACAAAAACACAAGAACAUAAACUAACCUUAAAAACACGUUCAGUAUUUCUUUUUUUGUUGCAUAAAUUAAAUAUGCUCUUUUUUGAUGCUGCAAAUAUAUUAUAUAUAUACAAUUUUUAGUUCCAUAAAAAUACUUUUAUGUCAUGUUUCCCAACCUCUGUCAGGACCCCUUUAGUGGUCCCUUGAUAUGAAAAUAUGGUUCCCCCCAAAAUUAUGCAGAAUCUGGAUGUGAAAAACUUGAGAUGGAUUCAAAAAGUGGAAAAAUAAAAUACACAAAAACAAAAAAAACUGUUUGGUAAGCAGGUCAAACCAAGGCUGGCUCGUAGCAAAGGUGAAUCUGACAAGCUUUUACACCCACAGGCGUGUAAAUAAAACAAUUCCCCUAAAUAAAUCCUAAACAUUAAUCCAGUUUAUGAUUAUUCAAAAGAAACAAAAACUAUAGUGACGGCAAAAUGAGCCCGAAAAGGCAGAGGCCAGCCCUGAUUUAAACAAACAAUGUGUGAUCUAGUUAGGUUUUAAGGUGAGUGUGUGGGCUUUAGGUGUAAGGCCAAGUUGGUCAUAUUUAACUGAAGUAAGUGGAAGGCACUUUUUAAAUGGCACAACUUCCUUUUAAAAAGGACUAGACGUGUUAUUUUUUAAUAUUUAGUUUUGUCUUGGAAAAUCCAAGCACCGUGUGCUAACAUAAGCUCCCACAGUGGAGGUCCAUCAAGUAUCCAUAUGUAUUUAUAUUCACAAUUUCUUUAAAGGUACAAAGGUGUAUCAUUGUGUGUUUCUCUAGACGUUAAAACUACAUUUCCCAUAAAGCUCGCUUUCCCUCUAAAAUGGCUACGCUACAUUAGUUCUGGAGAGAAAGUGAGGGAGCCAAAAGCAGCUAAUAAUUGCUUUCAGUCUGUCUUGACAUGGUAAGAUAACGGCAGAGGUGAGACCAAGUCGUUGUUUUGCAAGUCCCAAGUAAGCCUUUAGUCUUUACACUCAAGUCCUGUGUCAAGUCUUAGGUCAAGUCCCAACUAUUAAACUUUUGAGUUUCGAGUCCUA